GUUUCGUUAUUCAAUCUUUCAAUUAUUGAUUUUUAUUCCAAUGUUUUUUUCUCUACCUUAUAUGGGCCCCGCCCUUAAUUAUUAAAGGCUAGAAGGAAACACCACAAAUCUGUAAAAAUAAUGUCAAAUUUUGCAUACAUUUCCUCCACUGUUUUGUUUGUUCAUUGAAUAUUAUAAUUAUCUUCCAAUAAGUGUAUUUAAGCUACAUCUAGAAUACACUUUACAGCUACCACAAUCAAAGCCCCAUUUCUAGCAUUUUUUUAUAAGUAAUGUUUAAAUUUUUUUGGCUUCCCAGAAUUUUGUUUCAUUAUUUUUACAAGUCAAGUGCCUCUGCACCAUUCUUAAAAAAGUUUAGAAAAACAUCUUGAUAUCAUUGAAUAUAAUGGCAGCUAUAACCGAGCACAUGUAGUUAGUCUAAUUGUGUUGGCAAUUUCAUAAGAGAAAGCCCAUGGUUUGAUCUCCACUUUGAGUCGGGUAUAUGAUUUGUACUGGUUAUCACCCUGGCAUACAAAAUAGAAAGCGGUUGAUUUUAAAACUGUACAUAUAACAGUUUGUUGCUCAUUAGAGCUAAUGUAAUUUGUUUGUUUCUGGGACGUUUAAUAAAUCUUACCUAUUAACUUUUUAUCUAUGAAAUGUUAAACAUGGACUAAUGACCUGUUGAGUAUUUAUUAUAAAAAGGCUUCUGUCAUUGAAAUGACACUUAUGUAGCUAAAUUUCAAUUGCUUUAUUACACAAUCAUGCCAAUAUCUUCAAUGGUGUGAAAUUCAAGGUAAAGAAUAGACUAUCGAAUGGAAUGGCGAGUGGUAAGUGUAUCAGAAUCUGGUGAAUUCGGGUCCUGGGUUCAAUUCCUGCAUCAUGGAGCUUUUUUCUCGUUAACACACAGGCUACAUGCUUGGGGAGAUUCACUAAAGGAAGCCUUCGAACAGGUUGUUCAGGCAAUGUUCAACUACAUGACAACAGAUUUCUCCACUGUGGAAAUGACUGAAGAGCAAGAGGUGGAGGCAGAAGGCGAUGACAUGGAAUCACUUCUAUUUCACUUCAUGGAUGAAUGGCUUUUCGCAUUCUGUGCUGAACCCUACUUUAUCGCCAGGAAAAUUGAAAUUACAGAGAUGGAUUUGGAAAACUUUAAAAUCAAGUCUAAAGGAUAUGGUGAGGAGUUUGACUUAGAAAAGCAUCCACAAGGCACUGAAGUAAAGGCAAUCACAUACUCCAACAUGCAGAUCUACGAUAACGACAAGAAACACGAGGUGUUUGUAAUCAUAGAUAUAUAACCAUUACGAGUCAACUUAUCAUCACGCGUUGGACCAGAUAUGUCAGAUCACGUGUUUGUUCAAGCUUGUAUUAUAUUUAAGAUCACUUAUUGAAUUAAUCAAUCACUUAUUGAAUUAAUCGUGGUAUUUGCAAAAUCAAACUCACUGUGUCUGAAGUGACCUAUGAAAAAAAUUGUUUUGAAAUAAAUAAUAUUGCUUCUUGGAUUUACCCGUUGGAAUAAGAGAUCGUAUAAAAUGAUUGUCGAUAAGAAAGUCCUUAGAUAGUGUUUUGAACGUGACACAAGUCUAUAACAUUGUUGAUGUUUUACAUUUGAUAUAUUCAUCAUGACGUGGAUCCGUAUUAAGUAACUUCUUGAGCCUGAGUAACAGAAAACUGAAUUCUUAAAUGCUUCAAAAUAUCUAUAAUAUAACUUAUGUUGACAAAAGAUGUGUGCCUGGUUGUUGAACAGAUUAUUUUUAAUGAAUACAUAGCAUAAAACAACACAAUUAAAACAUUGCUAGUCUGAGUCCCAAACUCAGACUUGGGACGUUAGUGUAUCAGACCCGUUCGUUUAUCAUUGGUAUUUGAGAUAACUUAAUGAAGUGAGAGGGACUCGCUCAUGUUUUGGACCAAAAAUUAUAUCCAAAUUGCAGAAAUAUACAAUUAUAGAAUAGACAAAGUAUUUCUGGGUUUACUGGGGUGUGAACCCUUGCCAGCCAGUAAAGUCAAGAAAAAAACAACAGAUGCCUUUACCACUAGGCCACCAUUUACUUAUUUAAAGCGAUGGAUAUUUUGACCUUUUAACAAAGCAUUGAUAACAUAACAGGAUAAUUUCUUGCCACAACGAUUCACUCAUAGCUGUUAUUAUUGCUAAUGAAAAUUUUGGUAUUCAAAGACGAUAUUUAAGCAAAUAUGAACAUUUGCUGAAGGGUUCUAGCUUUUUAUAUCUAAGUUUAACACUCCUGAUGAUUUGCCAAACUUAAUUUCGUCAUACAAAAAAGUGCAUUUAACAAAAAUAUGAGCAAGUCCCUUUAAUAUGUUUUUUUCAUUUUUAUUGCCUAAUAUAUUUGAUACCAAAUGUAUAUAAGAUAUUUUUUGUAAAUUUUUAGUGUUAUCUAAUACUGAUAUUUAAGGCAUUAUAACUAUGUAUAUAUGACUAUUUUCCAUGUUUGAUUUUUUAAAUGAUGCAUAUUGGUUUUUGACAA
Messenger RNA from Mya arenaria, 2456 nucleotides. Its product is annotated as protein archease-like. Gene Ontology annotation, biological process: tRNA splicing, via endonucleolytic cleavage and ligation. NCBI's taxonomy places the organism in Eukaryota, Metazoa, Mollusca, Bivalvia, Myida, Myidae. The transcript is spliced from 6 exons. The record is from RefSeq and is a predicted model, not a curated record. The coding region runs from base 789 to 1271 and encodes 160 amino acids. Gene Ontology annotation, cellular component: tRNA-splicing ligase complex.